This is a messenger RNA of Endocarpon pusillum Z07020, 483 nucleotides long. RefSeq lists its product as uncharacterized. NCBI's taxonomy places the organism in Eukaryota, Fungi, Ascomycota, Eurotiomycetes, Verrucariales, Verrucariaceae. The record is from RefSeq and is a predicted model, not a curated record. The coding region runs from base 1 to 483 and encodes 160 amino acids. The transcript has a single exon.
AUGGAUCAUGCAGAACAGGAUAAAGAGAGCAUCAGCCCGCGAGUCUGCAUUCUCAACCCGAAUAGCAACAUGGAGAUGGGGAUUGAACCAGCCGAUUCGGACAGCGAAAUCUACUCAGCUGACUCUCAGCCUCUGGAAGAGGAGAGCGAUGCUCUUGGCCGAAAUGAGCAAAUGGAGGACCUCUCAGCACAUGCAAUAACAUCGUCAAAUUUCACGGACAACCUCGCCCUCAGUCUCCUUGAUCGAGCCAGUUUUAUGGACCAUAUCACCGGCUCCCGAACCUCUGUUGGCGCACUCACAUACGGGUGCAUCGAUUACGCAACCGACAUACAAAGAUCAAGUAAGUUCUUUCUCCUCCACGAUGCACUGGAGCGAAGGCUAACCCCAACGCCGUCCGUCGCUAUGUGCCCGCACUCUCCAAGCUCCGAAAAGACAUUCCGGUCUGGAUUCGCGCGAACCCUUACAAAUUUAUUGGCAUCUUAG